Molecule: messenger RNA, 4244 nt
Organism: Aedes albopictus (Asian tiger mosquito)
Lineage: Eukaryota; Metazoa; Arthropoda; Insecta; Diptera; Culicidae
Product: alpha-2 adrenergic receptor
Exons: 3
Coding region: 3296-4012 (238 amino acids)
Biological process (GO): adenylate cyclase-activating adrenergic receptor signaling pathway
Cellular component (GO): plasma membrane
Molecular function (GO): G protein-coupled receptor activity
Source: RefSeq, a predicted model, not a curated record
GCUACUGCUGGACCAAGCAGGCCGGAAAAGUCGAACCAACCCUGCCAGUACGGAUUUCGACUCGUCCCGGGCAAGUAACGAAAAUUCGGCAACCGUAAUCGCGCGAACAACUGGGGGGCCCGUGUGUGUGCAUCCAGUUUCUGUCCCCUUCUCAUAUAUGUACCUACUGUAAGGGUCAGUGCAGGCCAGUCAAGACGGACUUUUCUUCCUUCGGUGUUCUGAGUUCUUCAUCCGUACGUUUGCGGCCUGCCUGCUGCCGGAAUCUACGGAUCUGUUUGGGAGUCGGGUGAUAAGAUCUGGGACCCCCGGCGAGAAAGGGGUAAGCCUGGUUAAUACGCGCGCGUUUCUACGACACGGGCUUGCCCCAGGGGGCAUUAGAGAGGUUGGAUUUCGGGUUCAGGCGAAGGAAGUCGAGGCGCGGAAGCCACGGGUAUCGCUUAGUGGCGUUUGGGAUGUUUUCCGGUGUUUCACCUGGCUGCGUCUUCCGUCGCUCGCUGCCGCUGCCGCCGCCGCCGUAGGAUGGGAGAUGAAGAUUAAGCGUCGUCGAAAGAGACAGCGGAGUUCGAUACCGUGAAAAAGUGCCGAAGUUUCGAUUCAAAGGCCACCGCGUUACCUGUGCGGUUGUGUGUGCUGUGUGUCUACUAGGUACAGGAGACGAAGAGGCAUUAAGAAGCUGUUGACGGGAUGAUGCAAAGAUGACUGUCGUGCCGUGAAUAAGUAAUGAUAUUGAACCACAGUGAGUGGCGCUCGGUGGUUGAAGUCGAAAGCUCUGCGACUGUUUUCGGCAUCGGUGCUCGUGUAGAUUACGGAGUUUGUUUGGAGGUUUGUGGGGAUUGAGGAGAUUGUUUGGCCGGAUGCCGUUGAUAAAUAUGUUUUGUGCCAGUGCGUGACGAAGUGGAAGUUCUUGAAAAGCAGAGAUAUUCGAUCGGAUCGUGACGAUUAUCCGGCGUUGGGAGUGUUUCGGAAUGCAAAUAGACGACGAAUCCCUCUUAGCCGCGGGCGAGUUGUGAACCCAACAGAAUUCCACAAGAAAAUAAAACGGAAUCUCGGACGUGAAACAGACAUGUUACCAUUUUCAUCCAGUAAUCAAACGGUGGGGAGGAAAUUGGUUUUCAGAUACUGCUUCAUUCAACGGAGAAGGCUUCUGGUCUUGAAUUAAACUGCUGCGGCUGCCGAAUCUAGCCGGAUCCUUCUUCAUCCGACUGAGCCGGGGGUAGGGCGUAAAUCCUCCAAAAACCCAUUUUCCCAGACAGUGAGUGAUUUGCCUGGGCUCGGUUCGCAGAAGAAUAACAACAACAACAACAACAAUUGAUAUGAUAUGAUGAGAAUUUUUCCCAGGAAUUCCCACCAGGGAAGAAGAAGUUCACUCCAUAACGUAGAUAACGAAACGUGAGGUGCAUGGUACUGCGAAGAGCUCCACCAGCUCGCAGCUUCCCAACCCGACUAGCAUUGCGAUACUCGACGAAAGUGAGGGAGAAAAAAUAAACCCCCGGAAAAAAGGAAGAACAAGUGUCUGUGCGAUGUUUCGAAUGUGCGAUACUCCGGUAACCGUGAAGAAGAUAAAUGGAAAAAGCAUAUAAACGACCGGUUGUGUGACGGGAAAGAAAGAAAAAAAAAACGAAAUACAAAGGACCAGCGCAAGUGAAGAAGCGCCAUACCGUUCCCUCUCCAAAGGGAAAAAGUUGUACAAAUGUGGGAAAAUCCUUCGAAUUGCGUGUGAUGAUAACAAAGAGAUGUGUAACGAGUGCAGUGCGGAAGAAGGACGACGGCGACGACGGGUGAUUUAAGGCAUCAGGACCGACACACUCAGCUAGUAAAACUCCUGUUGACUAAGCAGUUCAGCGUGCGACUAAAGAAGAACCAGACCAAAUCCAGAAGAUUAAGAUCAGCGUGUGAACGGUCUGGGGAAAAAAAACAAAAGCUUCCGAACGCACACCGGAAGCGCGGAUGACUAAUACCGUUCCGCACAUCCAGUCAGUGCAGUGGUAGCCAGCCACCAGGCAGCGGGGGAAGGAUUGAUCGGUGAAAAGAAUUGGACGGCCCGAUUGCUUUCGUUCGGCGGCACGCUUUGGCACCGGCGCCGGCAGCAACAAAACGACCACUUCCCACAACAGGUGGCCACCGCAAACCACCGCCGCCAUCAUCCACCGUCGUCGUCGCCGCGCGUCUUCUAAUAGCUCUGCGACAGCCACGGCAAACUGCUGCUCCUGCAGCUGCACCUGUCUGUGGUUGCGAUCGUGCAGCGGCCAAAGAUUUCCCCCGGGAUCAUCAACCGUCGCCUCCGCCACUGUCCACCGAAUCUCCUAGGCCCACCGUCGUCGGCGUCGACGGUCACAAUCAUCCGGACCACCACGCUCAACGCUAGGUCGGCCGUGCGCCGGAAGAAACGUCGAAGACGGAAGAAAAGCAGUGGCCACCAUGGGCCACUGUCAAGUGGCAAUAUCCCGAGCAACUAGUUUCCCCAUGUAGUCGCGGACAGCGCUCUGCGUGUUAAUCGAAAUAACGUGUCUCUACGUUGGUGUAAAGUUUUUCAGUUUUUUGAAGUCUUCGUACGUGUUCGUGUUUCGUUCGUUAGUGGUGUAAAUUUCGGGGCGCGGAAGAAGUCCGGCGCGCGCGUGUGUGUGUUUUUUGCUGUUUGACCACGCAAAUUUUUCACAAGCCGAUUCCCCUGGGAGCCGACAGGAGCAAAAAUUUCAUGCGGAAAAUCGGAAUUUCGGAAUAAAACGGGUAUUUUAAGGAAAAAAAAUCAUGUUGCUGAUGGGCACCUGAUUGCAACAGCCAAUAAGCGUAAUGGAGAGUAAUCAAAUCAAGUAAUCACCUAUAACUAUCUAUCGAAGUAAUGAUAUACGUGAGCACACCAGCAGCGAUCAGUUGAUUAAUUUGUAGAACCUGAAUCUACGCUUUGUGUAUAAUAGAAAUAGUAUACUAGCAAAUCGGAAUUUGACCAGAAAUACUGUGUGCGUAAGUCUACCUUAUAAGAAGAAGUAUUUUAGCGUCAUAUUGUGUCUAAACUUAACGUUUCUUUCUAUCGCACACAUAGUCAUUGUUUCAAGCAUAGGAAUUCUAAUUGAAUGGACAUAAGAUAUAGUUGUAUCACAUAAUCAGUUCGAUUCAAGUGCAAUAUUCUCAUAAGCUACAAUACAAGAAGAAAUACAAACCGAAGAAACAAACCAUCAUGUGGGACCAGCCAAUUACGCCACCGCCAUUUGAUCAGUCGAUUCUUCUACAACACUAAACAGCUGAACUACAAUCUCCGAGUUACAGCUAAGCGCAACAUUAAAUACCACUCGCCGCAAUGGAUUACCCCAUGGUAGCGACCGGGAACAUCUCCCAAGAGGACUUCCUCGCCAUAGUCGGCGGGAACUCGUCCCUAGCGGGCCUUGGCCUGCACGGCGGGUCCGCAACGAACGCCCUGAACGAUACGCUCGGUGGUGUGAUAGCCACCGGCGACAACCGAACACUCUUCCACGGCUACCCAAGCGGAUACACACUGCCGCACAUCAUCAUCGCUUCAAUUAUCGUGACAAUACUAAUGAUAGUCAUCGUAGUCGGUAACAUGCUGGUGAUCAUAGCCAUUGCCACCGAGAAGGCACUCAAGAACAUCCAGAACUGGUUCAUAGCGUCGCUGGCGGUGGCGGACUUCUUCCUGGGCUUGGUGAUCAUGCCCUUCUCGCUGGCCAACGAGCUGAUGGGCUACUGGAUCUUUGGGAAUUGGUGGUGCGAUAUCCAUUCGGCGAUGGACGUACUGUUGUGCACCUCGUCGAUCAUGAACCUGUGCCUGAUCUCGCUGGAUCGGUACUGGAGCAUCACGAAGGCGAUCGAGUAUCUCAAAUCGAGGACACCGGGCCGGGCGGCGUUUAUGAUCGCAGCGGUUUGGAUCAUGUCGGCGCUGGUGUGCAUACCGCCGCUGCUGGGCUGGAAGGCGCCACGUCCGGAGGAGCACGUCGAGCUGCCGCAAUGUCAGGUAUGUAUCAAGGACUGCGAAUCUAUAAAUAUAAACAAAGACGAAUGAACAAAAUCGUUGCGUUUUGAGAACAUCUUUCGAAUUUUCUGAGCAAUCUUGUCGAAUCAGGUAACAAAAUUAUGCUUUGAUAACCACAAAAAAUACUUUAUUCAAUGUGUACUGGCCGUUCCGGCACUGGCUUUCUUUCACCUCACUUCUAAAUUACUGACACUAACAAAAUAUUCAAAAAUCGUUAAUCACUUCAUUUCCUAUGUACGUUUCUAUGUUUGUUCAUUUUCCU